UCUGUUCGAAAAAAAUUCAAACACUCAUCGCAUGCAAAAAAAUUCUAGUAAGUAUAUAGUUAAACGUACUUUACAUUUUAGAGAUCAUCGUUAAUCAGACAACCAAAAUUUCCCCUCUUUCUCUCUCCUCCAAGUAAUUCUGUUCCUUCCCUCUCUUGGUUUCGUAAACUCCCUCCAUUGACAUCUACCAGUGAGCUCACAUCAGCCUACUAUUACACAAUAUCUCUCGCAGAUCGUCGAUUUUCGAAUUCAUCUAAUAAACGGCUAUACUUUCUCACUCUUUCACUGGAUCUGAGCUGUCUACGUUUUCAUCCAUUAUCUAAUCCCUAAUUUAUUGUAAAAAGUUAACCCUAGUUUAUCGAGUGGAAAUAAGUUAGGGUUUCCGGUAUCGGAGAUUGAUUCAGGGAUUGUUGUUGAUGUGCUGAUAAAUUUGAGCUUUGUCGAAGUUGAAUAUCCGAGAAUUAGGGUUUAAGUGUAGAAAUUGGGGCUGAAAUUGAUGGUGGAAGCUGAAGAAGGAGAAAAUGCAACGGUAUUAUGCAUGGGGAGGAAGGUGGCGAGAAUAGGAAAUUGAGUCGGCAUAUGUGGUCAGUCCCUUCGACGACGUCGACGAAUGUAGCAGGUGUUAAUGGUUCUAAUUGUUCUUCAUCAUCUUCUUUUUUUAAGGAUGGUCGCAAGAUCAGUGUUGGUGACUCUGCUCUUUUCAAGCCCGCCCAAGACUCUCCACCUUUUGUAGGUUUAAUUCGUUGUUGGACAUCUGAAAAAGAAAGUAACCUAAAGCUCCGUGUGAAUUGGCUUUAUCGACCAUCUGAAGUUAAACUUCCGAAAGGCGCUGCACUUGAAGCUGCGCCAAACGAAGUUUUCUACUCAUUCCACAGUGAUGAGAUUCCUGCUGCAUCAUUACUUCACCCGUGUAAAGUUGCAUUUUUGCCUAGAGGUGUUGAACUUCCCACUGGGGUUUUUUCAUUUGUGUGUCGGCGAGUUUAUGAUAUUACGAACAAGUGUCUGUGGUGGCUGACUGAUCAGGAUUAUAUUAAUGAACGGCAGGAAGAAGUAGAUCGACUAUUGCAUAAAACACAUAUAGAAAUGCGUGCAUCAUCAGAAGAGCAGCAAGGUGCCCGGUCUCCGAAACUGGUGAAUGGUUCAGCAGCAACUUCACCUUUGAAACAUAGUCCGGACAGUGUACAGACUAGCAGCUCUAACUUCUCUUCUCAUAGAAAGGGAAAAAAGAGAGAACGAGGUGACCAGUCUUCUAACUCCAUCAAACGAGAGCGGUCUACGAGACCUGAUGAUCGGGACUCUGAUCAGUUGAGAUCAGAUAUCAUGUUGAACGUAGAAAUUUCUAAAUUCAUGGAGAAAGGAGGCCUUGUGGAUUCAGAAGCUGUAGGGAGGCUAGUUCGACUUAUGCAGCCUGAGAAAUCUGAGAAAAAAGCAGACUUGACUGGGCGAUCCAUGCUAGCUAGUAUUAUAGCUGCAACGGAUAAACAUGAUUGCCUUAACCAGUUUGUUCAACUUAGAGGUUUACAUGUAUUAAAUGAAUGGCUGCAGGAAAUUCGCAAGGGUAAAAUUGGUGAUUCAGGAAAUGUAAAAAGUAGUGAUAAAUCUGUGGAUGAUUUCCUCUUGGUGUUACUUCGUGCACUUGAUAAGCUCCCUGUGAAUCUUAAUGCAUUACAGAUGUGUAACAUCGGCAAAUCUGUUAAUCAUUUACGUUCUCACAAGAACUCUGAAAUCCAGAAGAAAGCAAGGAGUUUGGUUGACACAUGGAAGAAACGUGUUGAGGCUGAAAUGAACAUCCAUGACACAAAAUCUGGUUCGAGUCAAGCUGUUCCUUGGCCAGGCAGAUCUCAGCAUGACAGUUCUCAUGGUGGGAAACACCCCAGUGAAUCUGAAGCAGCCAUUAGAAGUUCCGUGACGCAUCACACUUCUUUAAAAACUGCUUCAUUGAAACCCGUGUCAGGGGAUCUUAAUUCCAAACCUGCAUCUGCUCAUCCUGGUGGUGCAAGAUCAACAUUGUCACCUAGUUCAACAAUUGAUAACAACAAGGAUGGACACUCUAGGAUAAAAGCUAAUGGUGCAAGUUCUGAGUCUCAGGCAGUGGCUAGGGAUGAUAAAAGCAGUAGUUCUAGCCAGUCCCACACAAACAGUCAAUGCUCUAGUGACCAGGCUAAAAAUUUGGCUCCAUCUGGAAGGGAAGACACUAAGAGUUCUACUGCUGGGUCUAGGACUAAGAAUAAAACUGUAAGCAGUAAUUCAAAGCACUGUAAAGCAGCUAACGGUCCUUCUUCUGGUGAUCACAGAGAAACUGCAACAAAUAGAAGCUCAUCAAUGCCCAGAAAUUCAGCUGUAGAAAAGGUAUCUGAUAAUGCAAUAGAUGCUUCUGUUCAAGAAAGCAACAAUCAUAAGCUUAUUGUCAAGAUUUCUAACCGAGUUCGGGGUCCUGUACAAAGCAUUACUGGAGGCUGUAUGGAAGAUAUUUCCUGCGGAAACAGCGGGGCUUCUUCUCCCGCUCUUUCAGGGAAGCACGACGUGACCGAUGUUUCUGUGAGGGGUAACAAACAUGACUCUCACAAAUUUCCUGAGGUUGAUGGAUCUUCAACUUCUGUACACCAAAGAACGAUUGAUUCUAGGAGAUUACCUAGUGUUUCAAAUAUUGCUUGCUCACCUUCCAGAAAUGAGAUCAAGUCUAGCAAAGUGCAUGAUUCUUCUUUCAGCUCCAUGAAUGCUUUAAUCGAAAGCUGUGCCAAGUUCUCAGAAGAUAAUGCGUUUGUGUCAGCUGGAGACGAUGUUGGGAUGAAUUUGCUUGCUAGUGUAGCUGCUAGAGAAAUCUCAAAGUCUGGUAUUGUUUCACCCGCUCUCUCUCCGCAAAGAAACUCCAAAAUGGCUGUAAACUCCAGUAGCAACCAUGUUGGAAAUCAAAAGCAGCCAUGUCUUGAAGAUGUCCUCCAACAAGGUCAAUCAACUAAUGUUGUUGGCACUGACAAUCAUCUUGAUGUUGCAGGUGUUCCAAAAGUUGAAGGGGAAAGUAGUGAAUUGUGUGGUAUGUCUAAGUAUUUACACCAUAGUGUCAAAGGGUGUUUGAAGAGUAAUGGGACAUUGGACGAAAAAAUAGGCACAGCUUCUCCAACUGUGUCCGCCGCAAGCACAACAGGAAGGAGUGUAGGUGAUAUUGGUACUGGAAAUAUCAACGGAAGAGCUAUAAUUGCCAAGAAAGAGAGUCAAAAUGAGCUCCCAGUUGCAAGUCAGGGGAUUGUUAAUUCCUUGGAAGCUGAAGAUAAGAUUAAGGAUUCCUCUCUUGAUAAUGAGUUUGAGAAAGAAGCUUACAGUGAUUCCGCUUUGCGCCCAGCUAAUAAUGAUGAUGAUGUCAAAAGUAAUGUUAGUCAAGGGCUUCAAAGCAAUAUCACAUUGGAGCAAAAUUCACUUGCUGUAGCAAUGCAAUCGGAUUCUAUAACUACAAAUGAGAAGCCAGUGAUGGUUUGUUCUGGUAAAAGUCAGCAUUUGGCUGCUGUAAAUGCAGCUAAAAUUAAAUCUGAAAAUACUGAGGAUGUUGCUCUCCUUGAUCUUGCUAGUCAGGCAGGCAAUAUGAUAUCAAAUAAAGAGUGUGAUCCUUCUGCUAUUCUCGAUAAACAAGGUGAACCUGUUGUUUGUUGUGCUGAUGUAGAUCCGGACAGAAGCUGCAAAGAUGAAAACUCAGAAAACACAGAAGCUCCUGCACAGCGUUUUGGCAAUUCGGCUUCACAAGUAAGCUCUUCUGCUGUUGCUUUGCCGGAAAGAGAAUUACAUUCAACGGCAAAAUCAACAAAGUCAACAACUGCUGUGGAAGAAAAGAGUAAAGAGAAAAGUGGAUCUAUCACAGAAAAUGUUGAUCUGCCAUCUGCUUCAGGGUGUCCGAAUGUAGAAAAGCUCGGAUUUGACUUGAAUGAAGGCUUUAGUGUAGAUGAGGGGAAGGAUGGGGAGCCUUUGAACUUCGCUGGUGGUCCAUGCCCAGAAAUCGCUUGUUCACUCAGUCCUUUGCAAAUCCCUGUUUCCUCUGCUUCAUGUGGUCUUCCUGCAUCAAUUACUGUGGCUUCUGCAGCUAAAGGGCCAUUUGUUCCAGCUGAGGACUUGCGGUGGAAUAAACAGGAACUUGGAUGGAAAGGAUCUGCUGCUACAAGUGCAUUUCGUCCAGCUGAGCCCAGAAAAGUUAUGGAGGUGCCUCUGGGUCCCAACAAAGCCCCUUUUCCUGAUACCCCUGCUUGCAGACCAGCUCGGUCUCCUUUGGAUAUUGACCUUAAUGUGGCAGAUGAAGAUUUUGGUCAGGAGUUCAUUGUUAGGAAUAAUCCUCCAUGCGACAAUACGAAUACAGCAUCACUGCAUAGCUCACGAGGACUUGAUCUUGAUCUGAAUAAAGUUGAUGAAGCUCCAGACUUGUCUCACAUGGGACGAUACAUGACUAGCAACAUUCAGAGAUGCGAAAUUCCAACUCAGUAUGUCAAACAAUCAACAUCAAAUCUUUUCUCUAAUGGUGCAACAAGUGGUAAGAGGGAUUUUGAUUUGAACGAUGGGCCUGCAACAGAGGAGAUACCUGUCGAGCAACUGUUAUCUAGUCAACAAAACCGUGGAAACUUUCCUUUCCAACCACUGUUGGGACCUAGAAUUAAUAACUCUGACACAGGGAAUUGCUAUUCUUGGUAUCCUCCAGGAACCAGCUACUCAGUAAGUGUGACACCAUCAGCUUUACCUGAUAGAGAAGCUUUUUCGAAUGUCGGGAUAGGUGGUGGUCCUCAGCGUGUUAUGGGUGGUCCAACCUCAGCCUUAUCGUUUAAUCCUGAUGCCUAUAGAGGAUCAUUGUUAUCAUCUUCUCCUGCUUUGCCUUUCCAUCAAUCCCCUUUCCAGUAUCCAGUCUUGCCAUUUGGGACUGGUUUUCCUCUCCCUACAUCUGCCUUGGCUGGUGGGUCAUCUGGAUUCAUGGACCCAACUGCUGGUGGGAGGAUUUCUGCUAUCCCUUCACAGUUGGUUGGAAAUGCAGCAGCAGUGUCAUUCCAGUAUCCUCAAGCAUAUGUUGUUUCUCGCUCUAUUGCAGACGUUGGCAAUAAUAGUGUAGUUGAAAGUAAUCAUAGAUGGGGAAAGCAAGGUCUAGAUCUCAAUUCCGGCCCAGGCGUUCCGGAUGUGGAGGGUAGAGAUGAGUCACUGCCAAUUGUAUCCAGGCAGGUUUCCACCACCAGUUCACAGUCCCUUGCGGGGGAGCAAGCGAGGAUGUAUAGCAUGGGAGGCCAUAUGAAAAGGAAAGAACCUGAUGGAGAAUGGAAUCUAGAUAAGCAUAACUUCAAGCAAUCGUCUUGGCGAUAGAAUUAAAUGGUGCUACCAUAUAGUGAGCCGUGAAAAUUGGAAGUUGGUUUAGCUAUCUGCAGCACCGAAUAUUAAGUGAGCAAUUCACGUGUAUGUGAACAUAUUAUAACCAAAGGGCUUUAUGUUUUGGCAAAUGAGGUUGUCAAAUGUCAAAUCCUCGAAGUCUGGCACCAUGCCAAUGGUUGUCAAAUCUAUGAUGGUCAGGCGUCAGCAAUAGAGACUAUGGAUGGAUGUCGGAUAUUGAGUUUGUAGAAGAUGGACCCAAACUAACUUCCAAGAAGUCAUCAGCUAGCUCUCUUCAUAAAAGUAUGGGUGGUAAGUGAGUAAACCGAUGUGUUCAUAAGUCUCCGACCCCCAUCUCCUGCUGUAUCAUUUCAAUUUACUUAGAAUAGAAAAGAAAUGUUGGGGGUUCUGCUAUUCAUGCUGUGAAUCUAUCUUUGGGUCCGCUAUUGGUUAGUAUUUCUUCUGUAGAUAGUUGGAACUAUUGAGUAAAAUGCCUGUUAUUCAAAGCCUCAAUAGCUUUGAUAGUUGAUACCAUUCGUUCCUUUUCAACCUCCCAGCAAUGGAUAUUGAAGCUGUUUGCUGUUCGAAGCAGAAGUGUUUUUAUGCUCGUUCUUGUUCAUUUAUCCAUUCUUUCCCUGGUACCGUCCAUAUUAAUUACAUUUGAUUUAUCUUUCUACCUCAAAAAUCUUCUCCCACCGCUAUUGAUAGUCACAGGUUUUCAAGAAUUUUGUGUGCCAAUUCGUCUUCAGAAACAUGUAAUUUGAUCCAUGCCAUUAAAACGGAACUUCUGAUUGUAUAUUACUGUGGUGGGUAUUUACAGUCAAUUCUGCUGCAUGCCCUAAUUUCUGGUCU
Beta vulgaris subsp. vulgaris (sugar beet) is the source of this 6177-nucleotide messenger RNA. RefSeq lists its product as uncharacterized. The record is from RefSeq and is a predicted model, not a curated record. NCBI's taxonomy places the organism in Eukaryota, Viridiplantae, Streptophyta, Magnoliopsida, Caryophyllales, Amaranthaceae. Gene Ontology annotation, molecular function: chromatin binding. Bases 535 to 5322 code for a protein of 1595 amino acids. The transcript is spliced from 5 exons. Gene Ontology annotation, cellular component: nucleus.